Spodoptera litura is the source of this 3275-nucleotide messenger RNA. RefSeq lists its product as uncharacterized. The record is from RefSeq and is a predicted model, not a curated record. Lineage: Eukaryota; Metazoa; Arthropoda; Insecta; Lepidoptera; Noctuidae.
CAUAAUAAAGAUCAGAAUGGCACCACCAAAUUUUGAAGGUGACUUUCAGGAGUUAUCCGAAAAUCAACUGGAAUUUAUCAAAACAGUUAUUGAAGAACAAGGAUUCCAAAACUACAAAGUAACAAUUAAAGCUGCAGGCGCUGCUGGUGACAAUUACACAGCGAACGUGAAAAGAAUAACUGUAGAAGGAGAAAAUGGAACGCUGUCGAUGAUCGGCAAAAUAGCCCCAACCAAUGAGAUGAUCAGAAAACGUAUGGGAUCACAAAUAAGCUUCGGUAAUGAGUGUAUUAUUUACUCAGAAUUCCUACCAAAGUUGAGGGAGCUACAAACGAAAAUUGACACACCUGAAGAAGACCUGUACAAAUUUCCAAAAUGUUAUGGAGCAAACUCUGAAGGACCCAAUGAAGUUAUCCUGAUAGAAGACCUUAAGUCCAGUGAUUACAAUAUGUUGGACAGACUAAAGCCAAUUUCAGAUGAAUGUAUGAGAAGUGUGCUAAAAAAUUUGGCCAUCUACCACUCACUCUCUUAUGUUUUAAAAAACAAAGAACCUGAUACUUUCAACUAUUUUAAGGAUAGUUUAAAAGACAUGUGGGGAGCUAUGCUUGAGUUUCCUCCAGAAGAAUUGGGUCUUUUCUUUCAACUUGAAGAAUUUGCUAUUGGAGUGCUGGAUAAUCCAGAGCACAAAAGCCUUUUAAAAAACAAAGUAGCUGAGGCAAUUAAAAGUGCUGCUAAGAUGGUGAAAUUCGAAGCUGGAAGCCGAUUUUCAGUCAUUCAACAUGGCGAUGCUUGGGUGAACAAUAUCAUGUUUAAAUUUGAGGGUGAGAGUGUAAAGGACUCGAUACUAAUUGAUUACCAACAGUCCAAGAACUCCUGUCCAGUAUACGACCUCCUCUACGUGAUCAUCAACUGCACAGACCACGAAUCUAGGGUCAAAAACUUCUACAACUGGUUGGACUAUUACCAUGCAGAAUUAGACAAAUCUUUAUCGAAUUAUGGUCUGAAAGCCAACUAUGUGUACCCAAGAGACCAACUAGAUGCUGAUCUGAAACGAUAUGGUAAACUCACAUUUGGAUGCUGUAUACUCUUUACAAGUGUAUUAACAGCAAAUUCUGAAGAGGCUACGAAGAUGAAAGAAAGUGUUGAUGCCCAAGGUUUUAAUGAAGUAGCCGGAUCUAUGGACAUUUUCCAAAGUGAGACCACAGGUCGGAUGAAGAAACGAAUCACUGAUGUUAUUGAAAGUUUUCUUGCUUUUGGUCUAAUUUGUAGUACUAUCAACAGUAAAAAAAGUCAGAUCACCAUGUCACAAUUAAAUAUCGAAGGUGAUUUCCAAGACAUAUCUGGUCCUCAAUUAGAGUUCAUUAAAAAAGUGGUCGAGGAAAAUGGAUUUAAAGACAGUAAAGUGACCAUUAAAAACUUUGCCGAAGUGGGUGAUAAUUAUGGAGCGAGCGUCAAAAGAGUUAUCGUAGAAGGAGAAAAUGGUACUCUGUCGAUGAUUGCCAAAAUAGCACCAACUACGGAGUUCCUUCGGACCCGUGCCAACACUCAUGUCACGUUUGGCAACGAACAUUUGAUGUACACCAAAUUUCUACCGAAGUUGAUAGAAUUCCAGAAGAAAGAAGAAGUACCAGAAGACGAACUAUUCAAAUUUCCAAAAUGUUAUGGUUCAAACCCAGAAGCACCUAAUGAAGUUAUCUUAUUAGAAGAUCUCAAAUGUAAAGAUUAUGUUAUGAAGGACAGAAUGCAGUCACUUUCUGAUGAAUGCGUGACUGACAUACUGAAGAGUUUAGCCGUUUUCCAUUCUUUUUCUUAUGUUUUGAAACAUAAAGAACCUGAUACUUAUAAUUUUUUCAAGGACAAUUUAAAAGACUUUAUGGCAGCAUUGGCAAAUUCACCAGACAUGGAUAAUUUCGAAGUGCUCGAAAACUUUGUGAUUGAAAUUCUCGAGGAUCCAGAACAUAAAAAUAUUAUAAAAAACAAAUUAUCCCAGAUUCCUCAGGCAGCUGCUAAAAUUGCGAAAUUGGAAUGUGACAGUCGAUAUGCAGUUAUUCUACAUGGUGAUGCGUGGACAAACAAUAUUAUGUUCAGGUUUGAAGGUGAGACCUUAAAAAACUCAAUGUUGAUAGAUUACCAGCUAUCAAAGAACGCCAGUCCAGCAUAUGAUCUUCUCUACGUGCUCUUCAACUGCACCGAGUAUGAGACCAGACACAAAAACUUCUACAACUGGUUGGAUUGUUACUAUACACAGCUAGAGAAAAGUUUGUCCAACUUUGGCCUCAAAGCCAACUAUGUCUACCCAAGAGAUAAAUUAGAUGCUGAUCUGAUGAGAUAUGGUAAAAUGAUGUUUGGAUGGUGUAUAGUUCUAUGUUCUAUACUUACUGUUAAGCCAGAAGAAGCUGCGAAGAUCAAAGAAUCCAUGGAGGCAGAAGUGCCUGUCGAAGUCACUGAUGCUGCAGAUUUCUUCCAAGCUGAUACAACUGUCCGACUUAAAACCAGAGUCACAGGCCUUAUUAAGAGUUUUGUAGAAUAUGGUUUAUUUAUUUAAAGACAGAAAUCAAAAUGCGUCAGAACUUAUCACGGAUUUUAAUGGAGACAAAGAGAUUCGUUCUCUUUUAAUGUAAAAUUUUAUUAAUUAAUUUUAGAAUGUGCAUAAAAGUAUUAAUUUAAUUCGUUAGUAAAGAUAUUAUAAUGAAAUCUCGAACCAGUGUUACUUUCUUUAUAUUAUCCUUUUCGUUUACUAUCUGUUCGAAGAACUCAAAACCAAAAAGGAUUUUAAAUAAUUACUUAUUUAUGCUAAGACUCAACUAAAGAAAACACAUGCGUUAAAUUGUGUAAGAAAACUUUUGCUUUUUUGGGCAGUUGCUUGGGUGUUGUAGUUACUACACCCAAGUAAAUUUUAAAUAUUAUUGUUCAACAUUAUGUAUGCAGAAAAUAGGAGGACCUAUUUUAAGGAUAGGCCAUCAUUAUCAUCGUAACAGCCACAAGACAUCCACUUCUGUACCUAUGUACAGGCCUAUGCUUAUCCCAAUUACUUCCUAAUGGGCCGGUAGGAGUCAACCUGCAUCCACCGGCUCCCUGCGACCUUAAUCAGGUUGUCUAUUUGCGGGUAGACUUUUCGCACUGUGCUUGCCGGUACGUGGUCUUGAGAACCUUUUUGUCUCAGUAACCUCGGUUAUUUAAGCUACGUGGCCCGUUCACUGCCACAUCAGGCUUCUAAUUCGCUGGGCUUUUUUUUUAAGGGGGAAAAUCAUCGAAUAACUGCUCCCACCUGGGUGAGG